Molecule: messenger RNA, 3252 nt
Organism: Pseudophryne corroboree (corroboree frog)
Lineage: Eukaryota; Metazoa; Chordata; Amphibia; Anura; Myobatrachidae
Exons: 2
Coding region: 1-3252 (1083 amino acids)
Biological process (GO): DNA repair; telomere maintenance
Molecular function (GO): DNA helicase activity
Source: RefSeq, a predicted model, not a curated record
AUGGACAGCACACUAGCAGCCAACUUUCGGGAGGAACAUGUCGCCAAUGAUGACUGUCGGCCCAACAUCAUGGACACCAUUGACCGUUUUUUUCGCACACACAAUCGCCUUGCUCAUAGCUAUCAGCUUAUUCGGAACAUUCAUAAACAACAAGUCCAACUUGCUGCUGAAACAGGACAACAGGUUCCAGUCGUUAGCAUGGCCCUCAGACUGGAUCGCCACUCGGAUUACAGACGAUACAACAAACCCACAUCCAACGAAGUUGCAAUGAUCUUUGUCAACGAAGAUGGAGAACCACCAUUCCAUCGCGACAUCAGAAUAUAUCCAAUAAAUCCUGACGAUCCAAACCAACCAUUUAUUAACCUUAACAUUCUAAGCCCAAACAUGGAUCCUAUGACAUAUGCUCUUCUUUUCCCUUAUGGCGAACCUGGCUGGCAACCUAAUUGGCACUGUGCUUCUUAUAAUGGAGCACAACUGAAUCCAAAACGCACCUAUGUUACCAUGUUGCAGUACAAAGCCGCCUUAACAGCCAUUAGAGAUGAAUUCAGCCCCAUAAUGUAUGCGGGAAAAUUAACACUACAGUGGUUAGUCGAUUCCUAUCUGCAGGUAGAGGCUAAUCGAUUAAACUACAUUCGACACAAUCAAAAACGCUUAAGAACAGAACAGUAUCAGGGACUAGCUGACCACGUUGCAAACAUGGCAGACCAUAAUCACAUUGCCGCUGGGGUUCCCAUCAUUCUACCAUCUACCUUUGAAGGUUCACCAAGACAUAUGCGCGAACGUUGCUGUGACGCCAUGUCCAUUUUUGCAAAAUGGGGAGCUCCAGAUGUUUUUGUUACUUUCACCGCUAAUCCAACUUGGCCCGAAAUAAUGGACAACUUAAGGCCAGGCGAACACACUUCAGAUAGACCUGACUUAGUUGCACGCGUGUUCAAAAUUAAACUCGAUGCACUCAUUGAUGACCUAACCAAACAUAGCCUUUUUGGACAGGCACAAGCAUUUGUCUAUACCAUUGAGUUUCAGAAAAGAGGCCUUCCACACGCUCACAUACUGCUUGCACUGAGAGCAGAGGACAAAUUUACCACUGCAGAAAAAAUUGAUAAAAUUGUUUCUGCAGAAAUACCCCAUGUGGAACAUCUACUUUUGCGGCAAAUCAUAACCCGCUGCAUGCUACAUGGUCCAUGCGGCACACACUAUCCACGCGCACCCUGUAUGCAAAAUGGCAAAUGUACCAAGCAAUUCCCAAAAGAAUUUAAUGACAACACCCUCAUACACCGUAAUACAUAUCCUGUAUACCGACGUCGCCCUACAGAAACAGUAGAGGUUCGAGGCGUACUUAUGUCCAAUCAAAAUGUGGUACCAUACAAUCCAUACUUAGCCCUAAAGUACAACGCACACAUAAACGUGGAAGUGUGCACUUCACUGUACGCUAUCAAGUACAUCUACAAGUACAUUUUUAAGGGCUUUGAUUGUGCAAAUGUGGUCAUAACACCAAAUGGUCAACCAGAGCAACAAUACAAUGAAAUACAAAAUUUCAUUGACUGCCGCUAUGUAAGCCCUCCAGAAGCUAUUUGGAGAUUAAGAGAAUCUGUCAUGCACGAUCGCUCACACGCUCCUGCUCAACCACUCAAAUUGUGGGAAAAUCACAAAAUUGAUCUGACUGUUGACUUAAUGCAACACAAUUCUGAAAACAUUGCCCAAAACAACGCACUACAUGACAUCAACACAAUCCUUCAACAACAUGGAUUAUCCUGUUCUGUGCUUGGCUUGCCAACUCCUACGGGAAAUGCACCAGCACAACAAAAAUAUAAUCUCAUUGAGGAAGCACACGAAGCUCAGAAACUCAUAGCAAUGCUCAACAACCAGCAGUUACAUGCAUUCAACACAAUUAUCAUAGCAGCGGAUAACAGCCAUGUUACCAACCAUUGUUUUUAUCUGGAUGGGCCCGGGGGCUCAGGUAAAACAUUCCUGUACACCACACUCAUAGCAUACAUACGAGGAAAGGGACAAAUUGUAUUGCCAUUUGCAACCACUGGCAUUGCAGCUACCUUACUCAAAGGAGGACGCACUGUUCACAGUGGCUUUAAACUUCCUGUCCCACUUCUUGAUACCCCUGUUUCUUCACUACGUCUAACUUCACCAGAAGCUGAUGUAUUACGUAAAUCAACCCUCAUCAUAAUUGACGAAAUUACUAUGCUUCCAAAACAUGGACUACGCUGUAUUGACACAUUCUUGUGUGACAUCAUGAACAUCAACACACCAUUUGGAAACAAAAUCAUCGUUUUGGGCGGAGAUUUUCGACAAACACUUCCUGUUGUUGCCCGAGGAACCCAAACCGAUAUUCUAGAAUGCUGCAUUAAAGCAAGUCACCUGUGGAAACAUUUCACUCAUCUCACUCUUACUACCAACAUGCGCACCGAAGGACAAGUUGAACACAAUAAAUGGCUUCUACAAGUUGGUAUGGGAACUCUGCCACCAAUAUCCAAUUUCACCGACAAUACCACCAUUCUAUUACCACAACAUAUGGUCACAACAGACGAUCUAAUAGAAACCAUUUUUACAAAUGCAAGCCAGAUGUCGGAGGAGGACCUAGCAAAACGAGUCAUUAUUGCACCCACAAACGCUCACACUCUCGACAUUAACCGCAAGAUUAUUGAUUUACUAGGAGAACAUGGCACCAUUUAUUACAGUGCAGAUUCUGUUGUCACUGAAGAUCCAAACGAUACUUUAAACUUACCCAUUGAAUUUCUCCACAGCCAAACACCUUCAGGAAUGCCUCCACAUGUUCUGCUCUUAAAAAAAGGCAUUAUUAUAAUGCUUUUACGCAACCUUAACCCACUGAAGGGAUUAUGUAACGUAACACGCCUAAUUGUCGAAAAACUAGAACAUCACUUCAUAACGUGCAGAAUUCUAUCAGAGUGCAACAGAGGCGACGUUGUAUUUAUUCCACGAAUUGAUUUAGCUGCCAAUGAUACGACAUUACCAUUUAUCCUACACCGUAGGCAGUUUCCCGUCAUUCCCGCAUACGCAAUCACCAUAAACAAAUCUCAAGGACAAACUUUUGAUCACGUUGGCAUUCUUCUUCAAACACCAGUUUUCUCACAUGGACAACUGUACGUUGCAUUAUCACGCUCUCGCAACCAACAUCACGUCAAACUACACAUUACACCAACAGACCAACAAGGACAGCUCCUGGGUGACGACCGUCACUUUACCAAAAAUGUUGUUUUCAAUCAAGUGUUUCAAAUGUAA